GUUGCCCCCCCUCUUCCUUCUUACCAGCCGUCUUCCUUUCAACGCGGAAACUUCGAGCAGUGAGUCAUGUCGAUUCAUUUUGGCUGCACCUACAAACCUGUGAGCCAUGUCAUUUUCGACAUGGAUGGAUUAUUAUUAGACACAGAGCGGCUGUACACCGUGUCCUUCCAGGAAGUGUGUGACCGCUUUGGGAAGCAGUACACGUGGGCGGUGAAGUCGUCGGUGAUGGGGAAGAAGGCUCUGGAUGCUGCCCAGAUGAUCCGGGACGCUCUGGAGCUUCCUCUGACCGCCGAGGAACUCCUCGCUGAAACCAGACAGAUCCAAGAACGCAUCUUCCCCUCCGCUAAACUCCUGCCAGGCGUGGAGAAGCUGGUGCAGCAUCUCCGUAACCAUGGCGUCCCCGUGGCGGUGGCCACCAGCUCGGCCGGCGAGACGUUCCAGCUGAAGACGAGUCGACACAAAGACUUCUUCGGCCUGUUUGACCACGUCGUCCUGGGAGACGACCCCGAGGUCAAGAACAGCAAACCUCAACCGGACUCCUUCCUCGUCUGCGCCGCCAGGUUCAACCCCCCCGCUGCUCCAGAGAAGUGCCUGGUGUUUGAAGAUGCUCCCAAUGGCGUGAAGGCGGCGCUGGCGGCGGAGAUGCAGGUCGUGAUGAUUCCCGAUGACAACAUGGACCCGGGUCUUACCCAGGAGGCCACGCUGCGACUCCGGAGCAUGGAGGCGUUUGAGCCGCAGCUCUUUGGCCUACCGGCAUUCGACUGAGUCGGAAAACCUCAAACAUUUAAGAGACCAAACAACUAAUCCAUUCAUCCAGAAAAUAAUCCACACAUUAAUCCAGGGUGAAAAUAAUCGUUAGUUGCUGCCCUGGCUGCCCGUAACUUUUGUUUCGGAGCGCGGGUAUUUAACCCUCCUGUUUUCAAAGUUUCUAUAUCAGACAUUUGGGUUUCUUUCAACCAAAUUUCCCCAAAAUAACACGUAUGGUUCCAUACAAUGCUCUUCAAGAGAUCUGUACUUUCAUUGAAUUCUAGGUGUUUUAUUUUAUGGCAUUAUCCUGACUAACCUUUGACAUUUCUGUGAUUAUCCAUUACCUUCAUUCUUCUGAUACUGGUGAUAAUAGAAAAAAAAGUGCCAAAAAAGUUGAAAUAAGCACCAGAAACAUAGAAAAAAACAAGCAAAACGUCCAACAAAAAAGUAAGAAAAAUGUAAAAACAGUGUCUACAAAUAGUGUAAAUUUUGACCCUGGACACAAGGGUUAAGUGGCACCGAAAUCUGCGGUCUGGUAGAUACCCAUCUUUUGGAGCAGUGUUUCUCAAAUAGCCUUUGUUUUCUACCAAAAAAUGUUUUGCAUUGGUCAGGGGGUACUACGUUUUAGGAACCCAGAGAGGCGUUAGAACAAAGCAGAGAAUCAGAGAAAUAAAACCUUGUUUUUGCUACUAGAAAUCACUAUCCUCAUUCAUUUUGUAAGAUGCUACAAAUGAUAUCUAGCUACUAACCCUAACCCUGAAGAGUCUGAAGUUAGAACGUAAGUACAGAGUUGUUUCUAUGCAGAUGAUACACUGUCUUGUUGCAUUGGGAUCUGGAAAACGUGGAAAAAAGCACCAAAAAAACAUUGAAAGAAUGUGUCAGAAAACGUUUAACAAAGCAUCAAAAUGUCCAAAAAGUGCCAUAAAAGGACCAGAAAUGAAAAAAGCAGCAAAAGUGUUAAAUAAAGCUUCCAAAAUGUCAAAAAGUGUCAAGAAUGCACUGAAAAUGCACAAAGAAAGUAUAAUUUUUUUCUUUGAAAAAGCACUAAAAACGUAAAAAAAACAAAGCUAGAUACUGGGUGUUUAGGAACUUUUGGUACUCAACCCUAGUCGAAAUACUGUAAAUGCAACACUGUCCUUGUCAUACAUUUUGUUUAAACAGU
This is a messenger RNA of Sander lucioperca (pikeperch), 1909 nucleotides long. Its product is annotated as pseudouridine 5'-phosphatase. The coding region runs from base 67 to 765 and encodes 232 amino acids. The record is from RefSeq and is a predicted model, not a curated record. The transcript is spliced from 4 exons. Gene Ontology annotation, molecular function: phosphatase activity. NCBI's taxonomy places the organism in Eukaryota, Metazoa, Chordata, Actinopteri, Perciformes, Percidae.